Molecule: messenger RNA, 5756 nt
Organism: Mytilus trossulus (common blue mussel)
Lineage: Eukaryota; Metazoa; Mollusca; Bivalvia; Mytilida; Mytilidae
Exons: 21
Coding region: 231-5756 (1841 amino acids)
Biological process (GO): detection of mechanical stimulus
Cellular component (GO): membrane
Molecular function (GO): protein binding; calcium channel activity
Source: RefSeq, a predicted model, not a curated record
UGGCAGGACAAUGGGGAGAAUGGGGAGCUUGGGGGGAUUGCAUAAACCCUAAUUCUGGCAAAUACGGAACUGGUAUUUAUCAACGCUCACGAAAAUGUGACAGUCCAGUUAAUAUAUGUGGAGGCCAUUAUUGUAAAGGAGAAAAUCAAACUGAAGGAAAUUGCAGAGAAGUGCCUGAAUGUCUUACAUACCAAAUCUUUAGCGACAAAUUUCUCAAAAUAGAAAAUGCUAUGUCAAUAUAUACCUCCGCACAAGUAGAUAUAUACCUUCUGACGAAAAACAACUGUACAACGGCAACUAUUAUUUACACUUAUUUUACAUUAUACAAGAUAACUAACAUAACUGAUAAUACAGAAGUGCAGAUGGGAGAAAAUAAAUUAAGUGUAAAGUUCAACUUUAACCCAGGGCAACAUGAAAUAGGAUAUUAUCGUUUGUAUGCAAAAAUAGGAUAUCCUGCAAGCAUGACAGACUGGAUGGAAGAAUCAAUGUAUGUGAAAAUAGAACAACCCCCACCUCAUGCAUUUAUAAAAGGUGGAGCCGGCAGGACUAUUGGCGAAGGACUAGCAGAAUUUGACGCUCGUUCUGUGUCAUAUAGUUUAACUAACGGCCCCGGUGAUCCUUCUGGUCUGAUUUUUUCUUGGAAAUGUCUUAAUUUUGUCACAAAUAAUAUCUAUAAUCUUCUGCAAUUUAAUAUUGCACCAUUAUCAGCUUUUAAGGAUACAGGUGACUAUAAAAAGAAAUGGUACGAAACUAACUUUGUUCCUUAUAUAGAAAACAAUGUCGCGUUUAUAUAUGCCUCUACACUUUACACCGUUAUAGAUAGCUUGCAAAAUUCUAAUUCCACAUGCAUGAAGGGAAGCGAAUUUUACGUCAAGACUGUACUUGAUAAAUAUCCUCCUACAAUAGAACAGAAAGACGAAACAACAGAAGCAUACGAUAAUUUUUCAUCGACAUCAAUGUCCAAUACAUGGAACGUGAGCGAUGUUACAACUUCAAUAAUGACAACCCUACAAAUAACUGUAACUCAAGGGGAGGAUACUGUUCGUACCGUGAGAAAUAUGACAACAAUUGAGGCAAUGACAACAACAGAGGGGAGUACUAUGACAACAAUGGAGGCAAUAACAACAACAGAGGAGUCAACAACUCCCGGGCCUCUUUAUGAUCUGAUAGCUCUGACGCGAUUUUUUGAAAUUGACUUUAUGUAUGAAAUGCAGGCAAAUCCUAUAUCCGAGUUGGACAACAUAACAUUUGUCAUACGCCCAGAUAAUAACAGUCUUGUUUUAAACGAAAUGUUAGAAUUUCUAAACGAUUUAUACAGUGAAAAAUCUGUAGCCUUUCUACAGGAUACAGACGAUUUUUUUGAAAGGUUAUCUGACAGCUCAUUAACUCUUGAUAGUUUGUAUAAACUACGUGAACUUUCUGGGUUGCCUGCAAGUGCCAAUGCUACAUUUUUUGAUAAUUUACAAACAUGGCUUCAAAACGCAAAUGUAUCGAAACAAUUUGCAUACGAACUGCGUGAUUUGUUGGAUAGCUUUAAACAUGUUCAAUCGAACAUCAAAAAUGCAACUGAGUUGGUGAAAUUAAUAGGAAUCGAAGGAUACUUAAAACUUGUCAUUGAUGAAUCAGGACAAUGUUUAAUGACUUAUCUAGUAAACAUUUUUAACGGAUUUGCUAAGAUUAACUCAUUUAAUUGGCAUAAAAUGGAACAGCAAGAAAAGUAUUACUUAAGCUGGCUAGAGGAUGAUCUGUUUCACUCUAGUGCCUGUAAAUUGUUCAACGGAAUCGCAGAUGGAACCGGAAGUCUGACUGUUACCUCUCAAGAUGUAGCAGAGGGAAUGGGAUUUUUAGUGUAUUUAAGGGUAGAAUUCGAGGAGUCUAUAAGUUACUUUAUACAACAUGCACAAUCAGUUCCUGGGAAUCCUCCCGUACUGGACAUUGAAUGCAGGUUAAAUUGCAUGAAGAAGACUGCUUUGACAUCUAUAAUGUCCUUAAAAGCUACAUGUCCCUUUUGUACGUUUGAACAGCAAAAAGGAUUUAAAUUUUGGUGGAUAGUCAAAGAUUUUGAUAUCUUUAGUAGAAUAUCAACAACAAAUGAUAACUGGCAGUCGUGGAUGUUAUCUGAAGCAAAUUCUAGUGCAUUUGUUAUGCGAGCCAACGUUUUAAAUGCUAGUGCUGGAUACCUUAUAGAGGCUCAUAUGCAGCUUGCAACAGGGGAGAGGAGCAUAAGUAUUUGGAGCGUCAAUACAAACAUACUACCAUAUGGAGGAUCUUGUGAGAUUGAGGAUGACAGCUGGGGGGAAAAGAAAGUAACAACUAAUGGAUGGAAUGACGAAGGGUUUCGAACAUCAAAUGAUACCAGUUAUGACUGGAAAGAACAGCUGAUGUAUCGAAUAGUUCAGACGAAUUCCGAAGGAAAGGAAACACUUCUAUAUUACGGUUUAGAGGCAGAGAAUUAUAUCAAAGUAAAGCCUGGUAUUGAGAGAGAUGAUUAUAAUGUUACAAUAAAGAUACAGAUCUAUGAUAUCUUUAUUGAUUAUACAGAAUGUACUAAACAAAUUGGACAGGUUUUACCCAAUUAUACCACAUCAGACCAAAAUAGUGUAUCGUCAUUCUUAAAUUUAUCGUCGAAAAGCGUGGACUAUUACUGGAAAACAAGAAAUGUAAAACAAGUUGCCAUGAAUGCAGAGGUUGCCGGAUCACCCGUCACGGAUUUGAAUUCAACUACGACAAUACUUGAUACUGACCCUGCACAAUGGUUGAAUAUAGGUGUAGAAAGACUGCCUGAUGGUUCAAAUAUCACAAAAACAUUUGAUGAACUGUGGAAUAUGUAUGCACAUCCUGAUUAUGGAGAUGUCAACUCACAAACUGAUAUUAUAGAGCAAUUGACAACUUUUUCCACGAUUCUGGCUGAAACAUCUAAUGCAGUUGAUGGAACAUCUACUGUGAAUUUAGACCAGGUUGCUAAUAGUAUUGGUACAAUUAUUGGAAACAAGCUUUUCACUGCAAAUGCCUCAGCCUCCAAGGCAUUUGAAGGAAAUAAAGGUCUAUUGGAAAAACUUGUAAAAUUGACAAGUAAUGAGACAUAUCCCAAGUAUGAAGACUACAUUUCUACGUGUCAAGGUAUGCUAAGGGUCCUUAACAAUGCUUUGGAAGCCAUAUUACCCAAGACAUCAGUGGAUACACCAACAACAUUAGAUAUAUAUACCAUAAUGUCAGAUAUCUCCAGCAGACAGGAAUUAUCUGAACCAAACGACGCUGAUCUGACUCCUACAGAAAGAGCAUUUAUUGCUUCACAGGUCGCUAUGAAGAAUGCACUGGAUGCGGAUAUAAAAAAUGACGAUGUUCAAAACGAGGUGCAAGUACUAUUGGACAGUAUUUCCUACUUAGGCCACGUGCUUCAGAUGUUGAACUAUCGUAAACAGAUGCCUGUUUACGUUCAAAAUGGACACAUUAAUUCCACAGAAGAUAAGAAACUGAUUGGAGAAUUGAUUCAGAAAGGGUUUCAAAUCAAUGAAGUAAAUUUAAGUUUUGUAGAAUCAAAUUCCAAGUCUACACAAGAGCAAGCUAUACAGGUAACAUUAUAUGACCACACACCAUUUUCGUGGGAUGAGGAGUCUAAGUUCAUAUCAUCUAAGACCGUUACUGUGUCAGUUGGAGAAGGCAAUACAACAAACUCAGCAAUACCAUCGAAAAUCAAACUUCAGAAUUCUGGUUUAGUACCAACAAGAAAAAUUAUCAGAGUAGCCAUUCCAGUUGAUAAAAAUGAGACUACUUCACAGAUGCUAGUGUACAAAAUGUACUGGAAGACACCAGCGGACAGCUUGAUAAUCAGUAUAAAUAGCCCAAUAAACCAUCUCAAUCACACUAUUUACAUUCGGAAGACAGAACCUCCAACGGAAGACGAAUAUGACUGGAAGAAAAUUAUAGAAUCCAUCGACUGGUUAUCAACCAGCGAAAUUAAAGUAAUACUUGACGGUGGCUUAUACACCGCCCCAACAAAUGUGUAUGUUGGAGUCCUUGUUCAAAAAGAAAAAUCGUCUACCGCUACAUCAACCAGACGAAGACGAUCACUGAGUACUACUAUUGUUGAAUAUGGAAUUAUUGGAGCUACGGUUGGUUGUAGAGUAUGGAAUACUGUUAAGCAGAAAUGGGACAAAACUUCAUGUCAGCUUUCAUCUGCAUCAACUAUCAAUGAGACCGUUUGUGAGUGUUCCAAUCCACCAGGAAAUAGUUUUGCCACAACGUUUUACGUGCCUCCAAACACGAUCGAUUUUGGAAGUGUUUUUGAAAAGUUUGAUUUGAAAAACAAUGCAGCGGUGUUUGCAACUGUUGUAUCCCUUGUACUGUUCUAUAUUUUGUUAUGUGUAUGGACAUUCAGACAGGACAAAAAGGAUCACACAAGGUGGGCAUUAUCCUACCUAAGUGACAACGGUCCUUACGACGAUUACUUGUACAUUCUGACGGUGUUCACAGGAUUACACAGACAUGCUGGAACAAAAUCCAGAAUAGGUUUCAUGAUAAUUGAUGGAAAACCAAAGAAAAGCUAUUUUUAUGAACCAGAUGUACGACUAUUAGAUGACGAAACACAUCGAGGUUUUGAUGUUGGAAGCAUCCGGAAAUUUGUCAUGAGCGUUCCUAAACCAAUAAAUGACCCAACAGUAUUAAAAAUUUGGCAUGAUAAUAGUGGACCAGGAAAUUCAGCAUCAUGGUAUCUUAAUAAAAUCAUACUAGAGGAUGUGCAAACUGGUGGAAGGUAUCUGUUUAUAUGUGAUCAAUGGCUUUCUUUGGACCACGAUGAUGGAUGCAUUGAGUGUGCCAUUCCUGUGUCUGAUAAGUUGGAUAAACAUAAAUUCUCAUUUUUAUUCAAUGAACAAACGAGACAAAACACAACAGACAAUCACUUAUGGUUAUCGGUUGCCAUUCGACCUGAAGAUAGCAACUUUACAAGGUUAGAAAGAUUGGCUUGCUGUUUGACAUUGUUGUUUCUCACCAUGAUCUCAAGUGCAAUGUUUUAUGGACAAAAUACCGGAAGUAAAUUUUCAAUUGGACCGAUUAAAUUAUCACUUUCUGGGAUAUAUAUUUCAAUUGUCAGUGCAAUUAUUGCUGCACCUCCAAUAUUGUUAGUAUCUUAUAUGUUCAGAAGUUCCAAACCUCGUUCAAGAAAUGAGAAGAAAACUUUUACAAAUACUAAAGACAAUUCUGAAAUGACACUAAAAUCCGGCGAGGAAGACAAUAACGCAGAUGUGACAGAUGAUUCUGAAUUUUCACUUCCGGUUUGGUGUAGAUAUGUAGCAUGGGGAAUUGUUACAUUAGCCGUCUUUACAUCUGGAUUUUUCCUAAUUUUGUAUAGCAUGGAAUGGGGAAAGACAAAGUCAGAGGAAUGGCUGCUAUGUUUCUUUAUGUCAUUCAUCGAAUCAAUACUCUUAGUUGAUCCACUUAAGAUCAUAUUGAUGUCAGUCAUAUUCUCUUGGAUUGUAAAGAGUUAUAAGGAGACAACUGUGAAAUAUGACAGAGAGAAACUUCUUCUAGAGACCAAAAGACGUGCAGCAAGUCCAUUGUCAUAUCUUUUAGAUGUGUUCAAAGCCACGCAAGCUCCAUUGAAAUCCCAAACAGUUGCUAGAUUAAAAGAAAGAAGACAGCAGCGCCUAAAAAUGCAAGAAAUAUUCAUUGAGCUAGUUUUAUAUAUGAUAUUCCUGGCUGUUCUGUAUUGUGUCAGUUUUAGUAACAGGGAUCCAACAGCUUGUUACACCGAAUAG